Molecule: messenger RNA, 1622 nt
Organism: Labrus bergylta (ballan wrasse)
Lineage: Eukaryota; Metazoa; Chordata; Actinopteri; Labriformes; Labridae
Source: RefSeq, a predicted model, not a curated record
AUGCCGGUAUCAACUAUUCCGUCCUCGCAGGAACAAAACAACAGCCAUCGUGUUUCAUACCAGCGUUUCAGGAGGAGGAUUACCCGAAGGAGCAGCAGUGAGUGUCCCGCUGCCAGUACACCACUGACCACUGGGGGGCAGUGUGAGCCCAGCUUUGAGUUUGAUACAGUCUGUCAGAGGCUGGUGUUGGACUCUCCUCAACCACAACACAAAGUCCUCCGGGGAAACCUUCAAGAGACAGCAAAAACAGAUGUGUCCACCUGCAUCGCUGCUGCACCCACAGUACGCACUGUCACUUCUCAUCUUGCCAAGGAAAAUGCCCCACAACAGGGUUGGGUGUGGAGAGAUGCAGUUAAAGAACAGGGGAUCUCUCAACAGGCUGGUAAAGCCUCUGAUGACAAACUACAUGACUUGCAGCCGUUUGCUGUUCUGGAGAAAGCUUCUGUGAAUCUGCAAGUAAAGGCUGUGAUAAAGAUGGCAGCACCAACGCUGAUGAAUGACUAUUGUAAGAAUGGAUUCAAAUCUGCAUUAUUCUCGUCCAAAAAGUUAUUUUUAUCCUUCAGCGUUUUAAGGAUGUUGCUUAAUUUGAUGCAAAGACAAACACAACAGAAGGGCCGGACAGUUUCUUUAGCCUUUGUGUUAAACUAUGUUGUCUGUGACACUGUCUCAUUUACAAAAUAUAGUUGUAUGUAAUAAAACAGAUGGACUCUGCAGCUUUCAGUUACUGCUAGUUAAACAGAAAGAGAUCAUGUAUUUUAAUGGGGGACUAUUUGAUGCAGAUUGAGACGUGUUAUGUGCUCUGGUGAGUUUUAAAUAGCAGCAGAGCAUCCAUUGAAGGACAAAGUGUGUAUAGGUUUAAAGCAAGUAUCAAUGAAAGUUACAUUUUUGACUCAUCAAUUCCAACCAAGUGUCAUGCUGCGCGAUAGAGAAUGACUCAUGGCUACUCUAAAGAUCUACCACUGAAGUCAUGUUCUCAGUUUUGGGGGAAAGUAUAAAUUCUCUAUGGUGGGUGUUUAUGAACUAAUUUUCUAUGUUUAAACGUCAAUCUAUUACAUUCACAACUUUAAGGCCAAUAAAAUAAUACAAAAUAAAUUCACCAGUAUUUAAAUGCUCUGAGGAGAGUGCUUCAAAUGGGAUUGAAAGUUUCAUGCUGGAAACAUACGUUUGAUUAAAUGGUAAUCUGAUUUUACUUGUUGGCUUUGUAAAAUCUUUGUAGAUGGUUUUAUGUUUUUAUAAAUUCUCAGUUUCUUGAUGUUGCCUGAUGAAGUCAAGUAUUAAUGUAUUUAUUAUUCAUGGUGUUUGUUGUUUCUAUUGUCUGACUCUAUGUGUCUGUGUGUCUUUUUGUUUCCUGUUUUCACCUGGCUACAAAACACAUUUCCACUAGGGGACAAUAAAGUUGAAGUUGAAUCAGUCAGAAACCCCCUCCAACGAUCCUGUUGUUUAAAAAAAAUGAAUGGAAACAGCUCAUACUUCGGUUUUGAAGAGUGACCACAGCUUUGCUCUCAGUUCAGACUCAUCCUGAUUGACGCUGCUUGACUCAUCAGGCACAGUAUGGCUUGUAGUCCUUCUCUCUCUCUUCUAUCUCUUCUCUUCAGACUCAAAUGUACUCGACUGCAGUUGUA